Messenger RNA from Ornithorhynchus anatinus (platypus), 2467 nucleotides. It is a transcript of the gene PPP1R18, whose product is annotated as protein phosphatase 1 regulatory subunit 18. The record is from RefSeq and is a predicted model, not a curated record. The transcript is spliced from 4 exons. Gene Ontology annotation, molecular function: phosphatase binding. Bases 255 to 1844 code for a protein of 529 amino acids. NCBI's taxonomy places the organism in Eukaryota, Metazoa, Chordata, Mammalia, Monotremata, Ornithorhynchidae.
CCCGUCCCCUCCCCUCCCCUCCCCGUCUCGUCUCCCCGUCCCGUCCCGUCCGCUCCCCUCUCCUGGCUCGGCCCAGCGCGGCCCGCUCUCCCUCGUUCCCUCCCUCUUGCAGCCCGCUCUCCCUUCGCUUCCCUCCUCAGCCCCGCUUCGGGAAUCCCCCUGCCUCCGACCCCUGCCUUGCUGCCGCCGCCGCCGCCGCCCACCCCAGAGCCGGGGGCCGGCAGGGCCCGGCCCUCUGCCCCCGGCCGCUGACCAUGGCCGCCCUGCCGGACUGGAAGGUGCAGCUGCUAGCCCGGCGGCGGCAGGAGGAGGCGGCCCUGCGAGGCCGGGAGCAGGUGGAGCGGGAACGACUGACCCAAAUGCCAGCCUGGAAGCGGGGGCUCCUGGAGCGACGCCGGGCCAAGCUGGGGGCUCCCGCGGCCCCGCCGGUCCCCGGAGACCAGGUCCCGGACGCCGAGGUCGAGGCCGGGACCCCGGAGGCCCCGGAGGCCCCGGGGGGCGAGGCCGCCGUGCUGCUGGAGGCCAUCGGGCCGGUCCACCAGAACCGCUUCAUCCGCCAGGAGCGCCAGGAGCGCCAGCAGCACCAGCAGCACCAGCAGCACCAGCAGCAUCCACGGGCCGGCGAUGAGCGAAGGCUGGGCCCCAGGGAGGGCCGGGGACGGAGCCCCGAGGGGACGGAGCCCCGGGAACGGAGGCCGAGCCCCGGGGAGCCCCGCCAUCGGGGGCUGAGCCCGGGAGAGGAGGCCCGGGAACGGAGGCCGAGGCCAGAGGAGGAGGCCCGGGAACAGAGCCCGGGACCAGUCGAGGCUCGACGUUGGACGGCAAGCCAGCAAGAGGCCAGAGAGCCGAGCCCAGGACCGGCUGAGCCUCGAGAGCAGCGCCUGAGCCCCGGGGAGCCUCGGGGACGGAGCGGGGGACCGUCGGAGGCUCGGGAACGGAGGCCAAGCCCAGCCGAGGCCAGGGAGCCCAGUUCAGAGUUUUCAGAGGGCCGGGAAGGGCGGCCCGAGGCCCAGGACCCGAGGCCGAGGCCCAGCCCGGCGGGGGCCGGAGCGCAGGGGCCGGAACCCCGGGAGGCCCGACUUCCGACGCCGAGCCCAGUGGAGGCCCAAGACCGGGACCCCAAAGGGGCAGAGCCCCGGGGACGGAGGCCCAGCCCAGAGGAGGCCCGGGGACGGAGCCUGGCGCCCGGGGACCAGGGGCCGAGCCCGGCUCCGAGGGAGGCCGAGGAAGCAGAAGGGGGCAGGCGGGGGAGCCCCGGCCCGGGCGGAGGCCCCGGGAGGCGGCAGCCGGCCCCGGCGCCGCCCAGGGACCCCCUGAUGAGCCGGCUGUUCUACGGCGUGAAGGCCGGGCCGGGGGCCGCCGGGCCGGGCCCCCCGCGCCGCAGCGGGCACACCUUCACCGUCAACCCCCGCCGGACCCCUCCCGCCCCGGCCCCGGCCCCGGCCCCCGCCCCCGGCCCGGCCCCGGCCCCCGCCGCCCCCGGCCCGGGCAGGAAGCGCUACCCCACGGUGGACGAGAUCCUGGUCCUGGGGGGCUACCUGACCCUCAGCCGCAGCUGCCUCGCCAAGGGACCCCCGGAGACCAACCGCAAGCAGCUCAGCAUCUCCUUCAGCGAGACGGCCCUGGAGACCACCUACCAGUACCCCUCGGAGAGUGCCAUGCUGGAAGAGCUGGGACCUGAGCCCGAGCCCCCGGCGCUCCCCGCCGCCCCUGCCCCCGCCGGGGGGGAGGAGGAGGAGGAGGAGGAAGAAGAGGAGGAGGAGGAGGAGGCGCUGCUGCAGCGGGAGCUGCGGGGGGGUCUCCGCACCAAGGCGCUGCUCGUCGAUGAAUCCUGCCGCCGGUGACCCUCCCAGUUCCGCAGGCCGGAGGGAGGGGGAAGGGCCGGUACCCAGGGGGUUUUGGGCCUUCCCUGCGGCCUCUGGGUCCACGGGCCCCCCCGCGACGAAGAACCGGUAACUGAGGACAAGGUCCCGGCCCCGGUCGGAUAGGGGCGGGCGGCGGGCGGUUGGCCCCGGGACUAGAGGUCAAAAGUCAAAGUGUGCCGGCCCUUGCUGCAGGGCACUGUCGAUGGGUCGUUGAGGCCUGAAGAGUCCCCUGCUGGCCAGGGUCCCCCCGGGGGGGGGGGGGGGGGUGCUGGACCCAGAAAGGGAAGGUUCCCUCCAAAGGGAUGGGUGAGUGGGGGCCCGCCGCGCCGCGCCCCGCCCCGCCCCGCCGCGCCCCUCCAGGACCCCUGGGUCCCGCCCUCUCCCCCGCUGCGGUUUCCGGGCAAUGCCUCUGGGUUGGGAGGGGGCCGGUCCGGGCGCCCCCCCCUCCGAGCCUCCGCCCACUCGUGUUUACAAACCCCGCCCCCCGCUCGCCCUUCGGCUCGCCCAAGCUCCGUCCCGCUGGUUUACACGUGACGUCACGGAAGCGCCGGCCAAUGAGCGUCGCUCCUCGGCCUGCCCCGGUCCCCCGCAGCCCGCGAAGC